Candidula unifasciata is the source of this 3033-nucleotide messenger RNA. NCBI's taxonomy places the organism in Eukaryota, Metazoa, Mollusca, Gastropoda, Stylommatophora, Geomitridae. The record is from the annotation of a GenBank genome assembly.
AUGGCUGUUCGUAUUCACCUGCUACUCCUGAUCAUAGUGGUUCAUUCAUCUUUUGGAGCGGACAACGUUUUAGAAAAGUUCCCUUUGUCCUUUGUAUUCGGUGUUAGCAGUUCAGCCUUCCCCACAGAAGGAUCUUGGGACACUGAAGGAAAAGGACCCAGUAUAUGGGACGAUUUCACCCAGAACAGCUCAAAUAUCCAUGGAAACGGUGACGCCAAGAUUGCACCAGACGGUUACCAUAAUGUGAAGACUGACGUACAGCUGCUGAAGUCCCUUGGCGUCUCACAUUACAAGUUCUCCCUGUCGUGGCCACGACUUCUCCCAACUGGAACUACUGAACGUGUCAACGAUAAAGGCGUGGCCUACUACAACGAACUAAUCGACGAACUGUUAGCCAAUGACAUCCAGCCUUUCAUAACACUACAUCACUGGGACCUACCCCUGCAGCUGCAGAACCUCGGUGGCUGGGCGAAUGAAUCAUCGGUCACGUGGUUCAAGGAAUACGCUGACCUUUGUUUCAAGACAUUUGGAGACAGGGUGAAGACGUGGAUAACAAUUGAAGAUCCCGUGACCCUGGCCUACAAAGGUUACGAAACUGGUGAGCAUGCCCCAGGUUUAAAAAACCCAGACCUGGUGUAUCUUGUUGGGCAUAACUUGAUCCGGGCUCACGCCGAGGCUUAUUUAAUCUACAGAGACACUUACAGAGCUUCUCAAAAUGGACAAAUUGGGAUAGCUUUACACUGCGACUGGUUUAUACCAAAAACCAAAUCUACCCCUGACCGCAAGGCAGCGGAGAGAGCUAUAACGUUCCACCUGGGAUGGUUUGGUGAUCCUCUGUUCAAGGGUGACUACCCAGCUUUGAUGACACAUUACGUUGCCCAAAGAAACAGACCGGAACAUGUUGUAGAACGAAAACUUCCAGAAUUUACAGACCAUGAAAAAUCUCGGAUAAAAGGAGCUCUUGACUUCUUGGCUGUUGGCCACUUCAAGACAAAGUUAGUAUCAGCGAAAAUCAACCCGGAGCAAGGGUUUCUUAAAGAUCAAGAUUUACUGCUAGAAAUUGAUGUAUCGUAUCCCAAACUGGAGUACCGUCCGGAGACAAACCCCGACAGUGACAAACGUCUCAUGGGGUUUGGUCUGAGGGAUCUUUUGGUUUACCUGACCAGAACAUACAACAGUCCUGCCAUUUAUGUGACAGCAAACGGGCUAGAGACUUGUGGGACACUGCAAGAUCAAGACAGGAUAGACUAUAUCAGAGACUACAGCAACCAUGUCUUACAAGCAAUCAAAGCCGGAAGUGACGUUAGAGGAUACUUCGUGUGGUCCCUGAUUGAUGGAUUUGACUGGAACCAUGGAUUCUCUAGCAAGACCGGACUUCACUUUGUGGAUAUGACUGCCAGAGACAGACCGCGCUAUCCACGCUCCUCGGCCACGUUUUACCGGUUGCUGGUCGAAAACAGGGGUUUUGAUGACAGGCUUCUCAACUACCGGGCCUACGCCAAAGAUCGGGACGAGUUCUACGAAGGGCGAUUCCCGGAAGCUUUUUUAUGGGGCGUGGCCUCGUCUGCAUAUCAGAUUGAAGGUGGUUGGAACGCUGAUGGAAAAGGAGUCAGUAUCUGGGAUACGUUCGCUCACAGUAACAAAAUACACCAGGCCCAAACCGGAGACGUUGCAUGCGACAGCUACCACCUCUACCAGGAGGAUGUCAAGUUGUUGGAGAACUUGGGGGUUGAUUUCUACCGGUUCUCCAUCGCCUGGACUCGAAUCCUGCCAGAUGGGACAACAGCCAACAUAAACCAAGCCGGCAUUGACUACUACAACCGCCUCAUCGAUGCCCUGCUAACUAAAAAUAUCAUCCCCAUGGCCACUUUAUUUCACUUUGAUCUUCCUCAAAAUCUCGAAAACUACGGUGGCUGGAAAAAUGAAAGCACGGUGAACAUAUUUGGUGAAUACGCCCGACUAUGUUUUGAGAAGUUUGGAGAUAGGAUAAAGUACUGGGUGACUAUAAACGAGCCGUACGUGAUCGCCUGGCUGGGGUACGGCUUGGGAGUCCAUGCCCCAGGAUUUAUUGAACCUGGAGAUGGAGUUUAUCAAGUUGGUCACAACCUUAUCCGUAGCCACACACGAGCCUAUCACAUCUACAAGGACAACUUCAAGGACAAACAGAAGGGUAUGGUGGGCAUCGCGCUAAGCUGUGACUGUAUGGAGCCACUGACUGCAUCCCCAGACGAUGCCAUAGCUGCUGAGAGAGCUGUUCAUUUUAACAUAGGAUGGUUUGCCAACGCCAUAUUUUCUGGAAGUGGCGACUACCCACAAGUGAUGAAAAAGUUCAUUGGAGACAAGAGCAGGCGUCAAGGGUUUGCUUCCAGCAGACUACCAGAGUUUACGGACGCCGAGAAAAUACUAAACAAUGGUUCUGCUGACUUUCUGGGUGUCAACCACUAUAUAUCCCAUCUGGUGAGGAACAGACCUAACCCGGACUCGACCCCCAGCUAUGAGUUUGAUGGCGAUCUGGAGCUAACACAAGACACUUGCUGGCCACGCACCGGGGCAUACUGGAUGACAGUGAAUCCUUGGGGCAUCCGGAGGUCGCUAGCCUGGGUCAAAGAACAUUAUUAUAAUCCGUUGAUUAUCAUCACCGAGAACGGUCUGAACACCAACAGUGACAUCCAUGAUCCGGCCAGAAUCGACUACUACAAGUUCUACACAAACGAGGUGCUCAAAGCAAUAAAACUGGAUGGUGUCCGAGUGCAUGGUUACACCGCCUGGUCGCUGAUGGACAAUCUCGAGUGGACAGAUGGCUACACCUUGAAGUUUGGCCUUUACCACGUUGAUUUCAGCAGCCCCAACAGGACCCGCACACCUAGGUCUUCCGCGAGAUUCUUCCGCGAGUUCAUCGUUCAGAACGGCUCUGCUAAAUCCAGCUUACAUUUGGCAGUUUUUGAGCUGACAUUGUUGUGUGUCUUGUAUGCAUAUUUUAUGAAUUUAUUCACUCAAUGUUUGACAAUUUCAGAUAAAAAUAAUAAAAUGUAA